GGGCACUCGUUUUACAAGACGAAUAUUCGAGGGGAUCGGACCGCAUCAUCGAACUCCACAACUACGACCCAAUUGCCUCGAGUGUUCACGUCAGUAUCUUUUCCGGGCUACCCGACCCUGUUCGCUGUUAACCGCGAAGCGCGAUAUGAGAGCGCAAAGUUAUGGCGAGGACAAUGGGCCCACCUGUGCGAGGGAUGGGAAAUAUACAUCAACUUCGAAACUGACCGCAUCUUCCUCUCGGAGCGCUGUAUGGCGCCAAUACACCAGUGGCAAUUCAUAGACGGAUCACCCACGGUGGAAGAGUACCGUCUCAAUUACCUGGAACGCAUUUUCGGUCGUAUCGCGCUUAGGAAGAUCAAGUGCCUCAUGCUCAGCACUGUGCUGUCAUCGAGCGCCUCUCGGAAUGACAGCGUACGUUGGACAGGCGAAGGUCUUGAAGCAUUUAAGGAUGGUGAGCUGGAAACCGUCGUUUUGGUGUCGGAUGAGGUCGGACAUGCAGUGCAUGCGAAGAGGAGCACCGAGCAAAAGCUUGAGCAGACAAAAGCUUCUCAAAGUGAGAGGCAACGUGUCCCCUACGUUCAGACCAUGGUUUUUCUCGACCGAAGCACGGUCAUCCAUUGCCAGCCUAAUACGCCCUUCUGGUACCGAGUUGAAAUACCGCCAUCGGAGGUCAUGGCUUACGAUCCGAACGGACUUCACUACGCAGAGUACGACAUAUUGCUCCAUACCGCAGACGACGAGAGAAGGUUUACCGAGGAAGUCUUCCAAGAGGAGGAAUAUGAGACUGUAGGUACGCUGAACGCAGAGGAUGAUCAUGAAGUUAAGGAGAUAGUAGACUAUGGGACCGAACCUGAAACCGAGGGUGAGACGGAAGAGGAGAUGGAGGACGGAAUUGGUGACAUGGCCUUCUGACACGAUAGACCAGGCAAAGCGGGUACGGGAGUGAAUUGCGCUUUCAGUGAAAGCUUCCUUCCGCAUAUAUUUUCUCUUGAGGAGUGGAGGGGUGCACCACCGUCUUUUCUAGAGUGAGCUCCUCUUCUAGCGAACUUCCCGCGGGUAUGCUCUACCACUGGUCCACAUGCGCCCGCGAUCUCGUAGACAUCCCGUUCAUUAGAAGCCACCGCAUCGUCCCUCUUGGUAUAUUCAUCGAGCGUUUAACGCUCAAGUACCCGGAAGCCUUAACGGCAUAAUUUUAUGUGCUCCAAUCCCGUUUUCGGAGAAAUU
Molecule: messenger RNA, 1224 nt
Organism: Trematosphaeria pertusa
Lineage: Eukaryota; Fungi; Ascomycota; Dothideomycetes; Pleosporales; Trematosphaeriaceae
Exons: 2
Coding region: 250-912 (220 amino acids)
Source: RefSeq, a predicted model, not a curated record